CGAAAAACCGUUGAAACGGAAAAGAGCAAAAAGACACACUGCCAAAUCUUGAAAAUAUUUUCUCAUUGAGUGAACCUUUAAUUGUUCAACAUGUCAAGAGUUCCAAAAUGUCUCAUGCUAAAAGAGUGGCUUCAAUACGAUGAUGUCAUCAAACUUCUUGAAAGUGCUUCUUCUUCAUUGGAAUAUGUUUUAGCUCAGGAUCUCAGUCAGGAAAUUCGCAAUACUUACAAAUUUAUUUGUACUUUCUGUCCUGAAAGUUGCCAACAAGAAUGCAAAGAGUAUAGAUUUGAAGAAAUCGCUCGACAUAAAAUGCGAGCACAUUUAAAAGAUCAUAUAAGUUUAUUAAAGACUGGUACAACAGAUGAUGCAAAAAAAGAGUUUCGCACUAAAAAUCAACUCUUUAAAGGAAAUAAAUAUGCAACUGUGAAACACAAAGCUCCAGUGCCAGUUAAUAAAGAUGUACCAAUCAAAAAAUUGAAGACCUCUCAUAAACAAGAUUCUGUUACUGUACCAAAGCGCAAGAUUAAGCAACCUAAAGUGAAGGCAACGAAAUAUACCAAAUUAAAGGAUUUAUAUUGUGAAAAAUCUGAGAAAAAUGAAAAGGCUUUACCAAAAUUGGAGCAUAAUAUGGAAUCAGAAAGCAAGAAAGAUCACCAAUGUUCAGAAGAAUUAGUGAAAAUAGAAAGUAUUCCAAUAAUAAAAUUUGAAAUUGAAAACUUUGAAACAGAAGAAAUUGGUGAUAAAAGAACUUGUGAAACUCAGACAUUUCAUGCUGGAAAAGAACAGGAAACUUUUCAAUACAAAGUUGCAACAAAACUUUUUGCUGUUGACCGUUCAUUAUGGCAUACCAUUGAAAAGGUCCUUGAUGAUAUUGUUGCAGCAGAAAAGCCCUCUGAAGAAUUAUCUCUUGAAGAUAAAGAAAAAAUACUCAUGGGCAUGAGACAGUGGAUGGACUCUGUUCAGAUUUAUGAUCAUCAGACUUUAUCACGACUCCAGGAUCCUUUAACUGAAGCAGAAAAAAACACCCUAGAUCAUUUGACCAGUGAGGAUUGGAAAAAAUUAGAUUCUUCUCAGGAUUCAGAAUCUAAGCUGAGGCUUAAGGUUUAUGCAAGAAUGCUUCUAAGAGAUUAUGAAUGUUUCCCAAGAAAGCUAAAGCCAAAAUACUGUAGACAUUGUGGUAAACACUAUACUGCUAGUACCUCACUCUACAGUCAUUUGGUGAGCUUAUCAGGUAUCCGAUUUUGGGUAUGUAGUAGAUGUAAGGAUGCUAACAUGGAAGAGGCAACUUUCACAAGAAAACACUCAUUGCAGUAUCAUAUAUUAAAAGAAGUUGGUAUACCUAGAUACAGAUGCACUCAACCAGGCUGCAGUAAAACGCAUAAUCAUACACAUCAUCAAAAGAGUCAUGCUAGACAACACACAGGGGAGCAACAUUAUGUUUGCAUGGUUGAAGGAUGUAAAGGACGUUUUUCAAAUCGUAACACUUACAGUAGACAUCUCCUUCAGUUUCAUCAUGUGGAAUUAACAAGAAGUAACCAACUAAAGGAAAUUGAUGAAAAAGAGGCACGGUUAAAGGUUUAUGCUGCUAGGCUUAAAGCAAGAGAGAGAAGCAAGUGCAAGCGCCAACUAGGAAAUGAGAGUAACCCAAAGUCAUUAGUACCAAGUACUAAAUUCAAGAUGGAGAAAAAAAAGAGUGCAAUAGAUGAAAACAUACUGACUGCAGCACAGCACUUUUUAACUGAGGUAAAAUUAGAAGAAGAUAAAGCAAAAGAUAAAACAUUUUCUUCAGAACUUAACAUUGAAAAGUUCAUUAGACCUUCAGCUUCAAAACUUCUUUAUGGUAUUGCAAGAGAUGUACGCAAUACCACAUCAUCUAUUCAAGAAGCCAAGUCAACAGAAAGUAUGAUGGGUGGUCUGAAUCUUUUGGCUACUGUCUCAAAAUAUAUGAAUGCUGAAAACUGCAUAAAAGGAAAUGGCCAUGUCUUAAGUGCAGACUGUAUGGAAGAACAAGAUGAAGAGGUAAUUAACGCCUGGAGAAAAGAAAACAUAUCAUCUACAAAUUCUCAAGUGGGUGUAGUUAAAUCUGAGUUUGUUAACUGUAAUGACAUUGAACAUGAGUCAGGAAAUCCUCCAAGUGAACUCAAAAGUUAUGAAAAUAUAUCACAUGACAGUAAUGCACCUGAUGUUGACAGGCAUCCAAUUUUUACUGAGGCUACUACAAGCAAGGGGCAUGGUGGUACUGCUAAAACUACUUACAAUGCUGAUUUGGUAAAUAAAGAGGAAAGUUGUUCAUCUUCAAUGAAAGUUUUAACAGUGGGAAACAUUAAACUUCUUCCUUUUCCUUCACAGUUAAUGUCUUCACAACCUUCCAAUUUACUUCAUGUUGUUCAGACACCUGUAAGUCAAUGCCUUGAUACCAACAAAAAAAUCACAAAAAGCCCUGUUAAUGAAAAUAUUGAAUUUAACAAGAAUAUCUAUUGUCAAAAUCAGUAUAUGUCUUCAUUCCCUAAUGAUAGUGCCAACUGUUCCCUUCCUGUUUUAUUCAAGCCUAUUGGUAACCCUUCUAGUAUGGAAAAUGAUUUUCCUCAUAUUAAAGCUGAGACAGCAAUGCCAACAAACAGCUUAUUAGAUUCAGAAACUCCUUCUAGUCUUCAUACUCAAAAGGUAGAAACAAUAUACUCAACUGCAUCAAAUAAUUCUCUUACUAAAGCUGAAAAUUGUCUACCGGGAAGAAUUGUUCUUGAAAAACAGUUAGAUACUUGUUCACAUUUAAAUAAAUGUGAUUCUGCUGCAUAUAAUCAAUUUCACCAGAAGCAUAUUCAGGUAAUUAAAGUGACUAAUACAAGCUCUCCAUUGCACCUUCGAAGUGUUAGCACACUUUCUGGAAAAACAUACAUAGUUCUUACUUCUUCAGGUGGUCAAAACAAAACUAUUCCAGAAAAGCCAUCUAAUCCACAGGCUAAUUGUGAUGAGAUAUCAUCCUCAGCUAGAAUCUUACCUUUUUCUGAAUUAUGAGUUUCAAAUUAAACAGUGGCUUUAAGUAUAUUUCUUUACUAAAGGGUAGUGCCUUAAACUUAAAUUGUUCUUAUUGACACUGCUGGUAUUUUGUACAGUUCACAAAUUUCAUUAAGUCUAGUAGUUUGGCUAAAUUACUAUUAUUUAGAAAAUAUUUCUAUUACAAUUAGCUUUUACAAGUGUGGCAUGGAUAAAAUCUCUUUAUUUUGUGUUAAACACAUGAGCUUACCUGAUAAUUAUAGCCUAAUUAUUUUAUUCUCAAACAUUCAAUAUGCAAGCUCUUCUUGACUUUUUUAACUUAGCAUUUUAUAGAAACGUCCUAUAUCUAAAUGGAAAGUUUUAUUUAUAAUUAUUUCUAUGCCUUCAUAUUAUCAUGUUGUUCCUUUAUUUCUGAAUUGUUUUUAAAAUAUUGCCCGUAUUAGAUGCAUUUUAUCCAUUAAUUGUAUCUUGAGUGGUUUCCAAAAAAUGUAUUUCAUUUAGUUAACUUUCUUUUAGAGAAUCACCACUGAUAUAUUGAUCACAUUUUCCAUUACUUAUUUUAUUACCUUAAUCUUGUUAAAUUAAUUACUUAAAGCUGUUGUAUGAUUUGGGGUACUGAUAAAAAAAAAGCUGUAGGCUAUUUGAUAUCAGCCUGUAAUUAUGUUUUUGGCAAGAAUUAUUAAUCCAGCUGAACAUGUAGUUGUUCUCAGCAGUAUGUUAUCUGUAGCCCCUACUCUUUGGUUUAGUUUCUCCCUAUUUUUUGACAUGAGGCACUAUAAGAUACCUUUACAUUGAUCUAAAGUGUCAAUUGAUACCAAAAGCAAUCAAAAUAUUUUAAUUGUGAAACAUCUGACAGUCAGUUGAUUUAACUAUAACUAAAUUAAACAAAACUGCUGUUGGUCUGAUAAAAAUUUUAAAAAAUACAAAUGUGGCUUGUUUAAAAAGCAUUGUUUGUUUUCUUUCAUAAACAAGUUGAAUGUGCUUUUUAAUAUAAAAUGUGCCUUAAAAUGAUCAUUGGUAUUUUGCUUUGAUAAUUGUUCUUUUUUUUUUUAAAGUCUAGUUUUAGUGUGUUUUUUUAUUUAAGCAAAUAUUUAUGUGAUAUUAUUCCCAGUUCUGAAACAUUUUUCUUGACAAAAUUUCUAAAAAAAAAAAUGUAGGUGGCCCUUUAAAAGCUAUGAAUUUUAAAAAUGUAACUUUAAUGAACUAAAAGUUUGAAAUCACUAAAAAAUGUAUGAAUUACUUAAAAACAGAUCUUUUAGAAUUACAAAAUUUGUUUCUUAUUAAUUGUAGUCAAUUAUUAUUUUUUUUUUUUUUUGCAUUAUUCCUUUACUGGUUUUAAGGUUACACACAUUAGAAAUGUGGUGUAUAUCUCCUUGUUUAAGAUUUUUAAAAAUAGGGUCUUUUUUGGUAUAGCUAGCCAGAAUGCACUGGUGUAAAGUUUUACUUUGUAAAUGUUAAAGCAUAUUUUCUGCCUUAUUUGUUGCAUGUGUUUAGGGUAAUUAAAAUGAUUUUUAAAUGUCUUGUCUCAAAUUAUAGUAGAAAAUCGUUUUCUAGUAUUUGAAUAUAGCAAAUAGAUUAAAACUAAUGUAUGGGGUAAUAUAAAUGGCUAAGCAAGCAUUGUCACUGGGAUAUGAAUACAAAAAUCAUAAUGAUAGUCCGCAAGUUGUUUUUUCACUCAUGUAUUUAUAAAAUGUACCUGAUGUUAUUGCACUGUGAUAUUUAAAGUGUAUAAAGGUUCAAACAACUAACCUAAUAUUACUUGAAUCUUUGGCAAUAACAUGUCAAUAUACCUACUAUAUUUACAUUUGACCUGACUUUCUAUUUUGAUUUCAUGUAAUUCAAUCUGAGUUUGUUAACUAUAAGUCAUGUAGGAGUAUGCCUGUAAAAGAUAACAUUGUGGAUGUCAAUUUUUUAUUUUAUUUAUUUAAAACAAAUAUUUUUGCACUAAUUCUAUGCAACAACAAAAUAAAAUGAACAAAACCUAUCAUUAGCUGUAAAUCUUUGAUAUUUUUUUAAAAUGUUUUUCUCUAAUGACUUUUAAAUAAUGGAGUGAAAUCAUUUUACAAAAGACAAAGGAUUUCAUUUAUAAUAUGGGUUGUUUGUUUGUUUUUUCAGUUUACAUCAGCAUAUAGAAGAAAGCAUAUAAUUUACAACUAUACUUGGUAGCUUUGUUUCCUUUGGCAUUUGGUUUCUCCUUCUUUUCAGUAUUUCUUCAAAAUGCAAAAAUAUAAAAAACACUAACAUUAAAACUGUGAAUAGCUAGAUAAUACCAUUGUUAAGAAAAUUGUAAUGACUGAGCAUUUAUUCACUUGUAAAUAACAGUUUCUUUUCACAAUGUUCUUAUAUUAAGAGUUAGGGGAUACACUGCACAUUUUUUACUUACAUUUUGUAUAUAUUUCUUUGCCUGUACAGGAAAUGAAAAAUUUAAACCACCUUUGAACCAAAUUUACAUUUUUUUAGAGUUCCUAAGCAAUAUUACUAGAACUAUUUAAAACCCACAAAUGCUAUCUUUUUUUUAUUCAUUAAUGAAGUACAAAUACCAAAAUGGGCUGUGCCCAAUAUUAAAAUAAAAUGUUUU
Molecule: messenger RNA, 5572 nt
Organism: Physella acuta
Lineage: Eukaryota; Metazoa; Mollusca; Gastropoda; Physidae
Source: RefSeq, a predicted model, not a curated record